CGUCAGUCGUCAGUUUUUCUUCAGUGGCUUCGCGCGUCCGCAAUUUUCAGUGUGUGGUGCGUUGUUGCUGCUGCCUACUCUUUUCUUUCUGCUCUCCACGGCAGCGGGAAAGGAAAAUACAUACACAUGCAUACAGGGCCCCAUCACAUACAGUAAAAAUAAAUUCAACUUUAUUGCUUUUCCCCCCGUCGCGUUAUCGUGUGUGUGUGUGUAUUAGUAUUAUAUAUAUAUUUUACCAUAUAUAUAUGGCUUGGAAAAGCAACACCAAAAUUUGAUAUGUGCAAAGUUUAUUGACGACUACGUGCUGCCUGUGAUUCUAUUUCGCAUAACUGCUGACACACUAAACAAAACUGAAAAAAGAACCAAAGGCGUAAGCUGUUUGUUUGUUUAGACACCUUAGUUUGAUCCAAUAUUAAUCAAAAAACGAGUGGCGACAAAAAAAACCAAGUCAGAGAGAGCGCUCGACGUUCGGCCCCAAGGUCGUGGGCCCAAACCCCCCAGGAUCCAUUUCCAACAACCCCAUCCAACCACCCAAGAAACCAAAAUGGAUGACGAUCAGCAGUUUUGUUUGCGGUGGAACAACCAUCAGAGCACACUGAUCAGCGUGUUCGACACGUUGCUGGAGAACGAGACUCUAGUCGAUUGCACGCUAGCCGCCGAGGGCAAAUUUCUCAAGGCCCACAAGGUGGUGCUGUCAGCAUGCAGUCCCUACUUUGCUACCUUACUACAAGAACAGUACGACAAACAUCCCAUCUUUAUACUCAAGGAUGUCAAGUACCAAGAACUGCGCGCCAUGAUGGACUACAUGUACCGCGGCGAGGUCAAUAUCUCGCAGGAUCAGCUGGCCGCCCUGCUCAAGGCCGCCGAAUCGCUGCAGAUCAAGGGCCUGUCGGACAAUCGCACUGGCGGCGGAGCAGCCCCCAAGCCUGAGUCCACCGGCCAUCAUCGCGGCGGUAAGCUGAGCGGUGCCUACACACUGGAGCAGACGAAGCGGGCUCGACUGGCCACCGGCGGAGCGAUGGACACGUCCGGCGAUGUGUCCGGUUCACGCGAGGGCUCCUCAAGUCCGUCGCGUCGUCGUCGAAAAGUCCGACGUCGCAGCAUGGAGAAUGAUGCCCACGACAACUCAAACUCGUCCGUGUUACAAGCCGCCGCCUCGAAUCAGUCAAUCCUCCAGCAGACAGGCGCCGGUUUGGCCGUCUCCGCUUUGGUCAGCACCCAGUUGUCCAGCGGACCGGCAGCCGGAACCAGCAGCCAAGCGUCGUCGACCCAGCAACAGCAGCCAUUGACCAGCACCAACGUUACCAAAAAGACUGAAAGCGCUAAACUAACAUCCUCGACAGCCGCCCCAGCGAGCGGAGCAUCUGCGUCAGCGGCCGCCGUACAACAGGCCCAUCUGCAUCAGCAGCAGGCGCAGACCACAAGCGAUGCCAUUAACACCGAGAAUGUACAAGCCCAGAGCCAAGGUGGCGCCCAAGGCGUCCAAGGCGAUGACGAGGACAUUGACGAGGGUAGUGCCGUUGGCGGACCAAAUUCCGCCAGCGGACCCAAUCCCGCCUCCGUCUCUGCAUCCGCCGUCCAUGCCGGAGUUGUGGUAAAGCAGCUGGUCAGCGUUGUGGACAAAUCGUCGUCGAAUCACAAACAUAAGAUCAAAGACAACAGCGUGUCAUCAGUGGGCUCCGAAAUGGUUAUUGAACCCAAAGCCGAAUACGAUGACGAUGCGCACGAUGAGAACGUUGAAGAUUUGACACUGGACGAGGAGGACAUGACAAUGGAGGAGCUGGACCAGACGGCCGGCACCAGCCAGGGUGGCGAAGGAUCUAGUCAAACAUAUGCAACAUGGCAGCACGACAGAUCUCAGGAUGAACUUGGACUAAUGGCACAGGAUGCACAACAACGGGAUCCCCAAGACGAAGCUGGCCAAAACGAAGGUGGAGAGUCCAGGAUUCGAGUCCGUAAUUGGCUUAUGCUGGCUGACAAAUCCAUCAUUGAGAAAUCCUCAGACGAACCCUCAGACAAACUAACUCAGUCCAAAAAAUCACUCACAAACGAUGCUAAAACCACUAACAAAACGUCGACGCCGAUCCGGCCCAAAGUUUCCACGACGACCACGUCCACGUCCACAUCCACAUCCACGUCGACGGCGGCAGCAGCAGCAGCAGCAGCAACAAUUGCAGCCAAACAGGCGGCGGCGGCAAUCGCCAGCAGCAACAUCAACAACAACAACAGCAGCUUGACCCAGACGCUGACCCAAACGGUGACCCGCAUCGGAAGCAUUGGACGCACAACCAUUGCCUGCAUCACGCCGGCAAACAAUGGUAACAAGAGCUCGUCGAGCAAUUGCAAUGUGGAUGCCGCAUCGGCCGCUGCUUUGGCGGCUGCCGGCGUGGAGCUGGACAGCAUCGAUGACACCAUGACCGAGGUGAUUGUAAAGAUCGAGAAUCCAGAGAGCAUGCCGCUCAACGAGGAUGAGGACGAUGCCGUUUGCAAUGAGGCUAUUGAGGAUGAGAAUACCUUCGACUAUGACCUGAAGCUGGGCAGUCCGUUGUCCUGGACCUACGAUGCGGUGAAAAUUGAGAACGAGGAGUUCGAGGAUAGCUAUUUGAUGGACAACGACGAUGAUGAUGACGAUCUACUGACCACAGCGGCGGCGACCCAAAAGCACGCCAAGCAAUCGAAUGAGAAGCAAAUGGCCGGUUCACUGCAUCCUGGCGCUGGCAGUGCGGGUGCCGUCAAGAAGAUCGUGCUCAGUGCCCAGCAGCAACAGCAACUGCUCGAGCAGCAACAGCAUCUGCAGCACUUGCAACUGCAGCCCACCAGUCAAUCGCUGCAGAUUAAGUUGCCCGCCAUACCAGCCACCAUUACAACGAUUUCGGCACCCAAGCAGUUGAUGUCUGGUGCGGGAACCAGUGGCGCCCUGACCCCAACCAAUUGUACGCUGAUGAGCAACAAGUUGGGACUGCCCGUUAAGGGACAGAAUCUCGAUCUGCAUUGGUCGCACUCGGACGACAAUCGCUACCGCGUACUGGUCCAGAACAAGCGCACACGCAAGGAGUCACUGGAGCACUCCGCCGACAUGAUCUACAAUGCGGAUAUCGAGAAGCCGUGGGUGUGCCGCAACUGCAAUCGCACCUACAAGUGGAAGAACAGUCUCAAGUGUCAUUUGAAGAACGAGUGCGGCUUGCCACCCCGCUACUUUUGCAGCAAGAUGUGCGGCUAUGCCACCAAUGUCCACAGCAAUCUGAAGCGUCACCUGAACACCAAGUGUCGUGAUCGCGAGAAGGAUGCCGAGGAGGAGAAGAAGCCCAGUGCCGGUGGCAAUUUGCCAGUGGUCGUGGGCGUUGGCAAUGGCACCGCACUUCCGGUCAGCGGCAGCAGCAGUAACAACAACAACAACAACAGCGGCAGCAGCACCAGUAGCACCUACACCUUGGUGUUCCAGAACGACAGUGCUUAGGAGAGACUUGGACUUGUACAAAACGCAGGCCGCGGCUAAGGAACGGCUUUGGAAACUAACAUUCUGCUAGUGCAAAUCUUGGUAAAUCCUUCGGGUUGAGUUUUUUAUGGGCCCAUCCGCCCGACUAUGGAAUGCCCUUACAAUUUCUUUAUUUUCGUUGAACGAAGCCGGUGAUGCCGUGGUAACUAGAAGUAGUUUGCAAUACAUUGAACAAAAAUACAUGCAAAACAAAGAAUAUUGUAUUGCUUUAGCAAAUUCUCACAACAAAUUUAAUUCUAAUCCUUAUAAAUAUGUGUAAAUUUUUUCCCAGAAAAAAAAAAGAAAGAAAAACAAAAAAACGAAACGAAACCAAACCAAAAAGAAAUUAUAUAAAACUAGUCAUCAGCUAAAUUUGUUUUAGGUGUGCUACAAACACUACAAGCAAAAAAAAAAAAUUAAAAAAAGAAGGGAAAAUUUUGUAAUAAUAUUAUAAUUUAAAUACAAGGAAAAACCCUAACUGUAUGCAUGGCAUGAAGGUAAAGCAAAUGCCCCUCCAAAGAUACUUAAUUAUAAAAAUAAUGAUAAAACCUUUUGAUUUUGUAUUAUGUUUGCCAUACGCAAUAAUUUUUUUUAAUUUGUUAGAAACAUUUUUAAAAAUCUUAUUUCUGGUCACUAAGUUAUGCUUAUAUAAUAAUGAUUAUUAACUACAAAUGAUUAUCUAGUCAAAACGAAACGAUAAUGAGAUAUAAUAUUUUCAAUUUUAGACAAAAAUUAAACCUAAUUGAUAAAGACAAUGUUUAUAAACUUUAAUUCGAAAUAUCAUCAGCGCAUGUAUGCUUUGAAAAUUGUUAGAUUUAAUGAAAUGAAUCACGAACCACGGAACGGCA
Molecule: messenger RNA, 4323 nt
Organism: Drosophila erecta
Lineage: Eukaryota; Metazoa; Arthropoda; Insecta; Diptera; Drosophilidae
Product: longitudinals lacking protein, isoforms F/I/K/T
Exons: 7
Coding region: 545-3457 (970 amino acids)
Biological process (GO): regulation of transcription by RNA polymerase II
Cellular component (GO): nucleus
Molecular function (GO): protein binding
Source: RefSeq, a predicted model, not a curated record